AUGAUCCUGAGAGCUGAAUUUCUUGAUUAUCAAGCUGCACCUAACACAGAACUUCCAGCUUACUUUGAUGAGGAUGACAAACCAAUUCGCAUCGCAUCGAUCAGGUUUGUCAUAAGAUUUCAUUGCUCAAUGAUGCCUUUCAGGUCCAUCACACUUCAAGCAUCUUGCUAAGCUGGCUAAAGUCCUGAUUCCCCAUAGUAAUGCCUACUGUGAGUGUUUUUAGCACCAUCAGGAAAAUUUGUACAACUAGUAGGCACAACCUAGGAAAAAGGAUGCUUCUAAAGGCUAUGUCUCAACUAGUGCAUACAAAGACACCACAUCAAUCAGAAAUAACCUACUUGGCAUUUUAAUUACAAAAAUAAACAUAUUUGGAAGAUGUAAAAUUCAAUGCUAUGAAUGGGAAUCACCAAAACAAGUCAUUAGCCAUGCUAAAAGCUGUAACAUACACCAAUUUGAAAGCUUGAAGAGAUGCUGCCAAUGAAUAGAGUAAAGAGAAACUUUGGAAGAGGUUUCAGGACUUUUUAUGAGAAAAAGUAACCCAGUGUUUACUGAACAUAUACAAGUGUUCUUUGUAGGAAUAGGUUUGUUUAUGCAAAUUCAGUCAUCUGUGACAAGGAUCUUUUCAGUUAAGAUGGCUCAAAUAUGUUACCUGGGCAAAUUACAUAUUUUCAUGAGAAAACUGAUUGAAAACUUAUUUCAAUGCUCCAAUACCAUAUCAAAUCAGUCAAAUUUGCUGAAAACAUCUCUACAUGUUUGAGACUUACAUUCGCGACAUUUUCUAUGUACUGGUUAAGCCAAUAAUUAGUUACAUGGUGUUUGUUAGUUGAUAAAAGAUUUAUUCUUGAAUUGCAGUUUUAAACUGAUGUCAUCAUGUUUUCUCACUGUAACUUGGUAUUUACUGUGCAUAUAUUAAGUGUUCUUUAUAGGAAUAUGCUUCUUUAGGCUUUCAUUAUUGAGUAAAUCCAUUUACCGAGUCACAUCUGAGUCCGAGUCAGUCCCAAGCCCGAGUCAAAUGCCCGAGUCGCGUAAAAAAAGACGGAAGUGAAAGUCUGGUGAGUCAUCAAAGGCAAAUGAAUCUGGAAAUGCUCCCUCAACUUCAACUUCAGCACUGAAACUGUACUAUAAGAACGCACUAUCGAACACAUAUAACUGUGACGAUCCUCAGACUUGGAAAUCUGUCUGUGUUAAAUGUAAAAGGGCUAGAUCCCUUAAUGGUGUUUUAAACUGUUGUUAGUUGUCAGUUUAACCGUUUUGUAAUUGUGUUGUUCUACUUUGUCUGUUUCGUUAAUCAAUUAUUUGAACGUAAUUUUUUAUGUAAAUAUUAAGGGAUCGGCGUAAUUGGGGGAACCUCUGUGGCGAACUCCCUGGCACUACAUUGUUGUAUUUUUAGGUAGUUGCCAAAUCUUAUUAAAACAUUAAAAAUUGAUGGCUGUGGCAAGAAAUCCAAGGAGAUCCAAGAUAUAUCUACAUCCAAGGAGAGUGUGUGCAUCAAAAAGAUGCAAAUGGUCCUGGGUAGAAAACGUUGCACAUUGCCUGCCUUUGCACACCAAUAUCGAAAAUAAAAAGAUCACAAUGGGAGAUGUGAGAAUUAUUGCCAGCAACCAUCCAAUUCUCAAUGAUAUUUCUCCAAGUAUAAUCUGUGACAAAGUCUGAUCUUUGUUUAGUGAAGACAAGUCGGCGAUCUCGUUAAAAGAACUUCCCAAUGAGACUUUGCAGCAACAUCUUACCGGAAUUGGAGGAAUAAGGGAUACAGAAGGAGUUCAAACAGCUGAAAGAAAAAGCAUUGAUGCAGAUGUUGAUGUAGAUGGCAGCGGUAGUUUAUAUUCGCCAAGUGUGGUAGUGUCUACUAAUGUGUGCAAAAAAAGUGGCUCAAAGUUGUUUACUGAUGAAGAAAAUGAGUGCUUUAAAAACACUUUUAAAAGUUUGAUGGAGACCAAUCAAUCGAUCUCACAGAAAUGUGUGCGGCAAAAGAUGGAAGCAAAAUAUUAUGUCCCCUAUUGA
Molecule: messenger RNA, 2001 nt
Organism: Paramuricea clavata
Lineage: Eukaryota; Metazoa; Cnidaria; Anthozoa; Malacalcyonacea; Plexauridae
Source: the annotation of a GenBank genome assembly